AUGUGUGAGACUUUCAACUCUGUUAUCAGAGAUGCAAGAGACAAACCUAUCCUCACCCAAAUGGAAUGGAUGAGGAGGUACAUGAUGAGGAGAAAUAAUGAGAAGUGGGAGGACUCCAAGGAAAUCACAACCAACAUCACUCCAUAUGUGCAUAAGCUAUUUCAGAGGAUGAUCUAUGUGGCUAGGAAUUGCAUAAUUGAAGCUGCCAGGGAUGACACUUAUGAAGUGCAGCUGAAUGAUGACCGGGUUCUAGUUGACUUGCCAAAUUGGUCUUGUUCCUGCAAUCACUGGCAAUUAACAGGCAUCCCAUGUAUUCAUGCAUUUGCAUGCAUAAUGGAUCAGAGGGUUGAUGCUGAGCAGUUUGUCCACCCCUAUUACACUAUGGACACUUACAGAGCAGCAUAUGAGCCUGCAAUUCAACCUAUGCCAGGCCCAAAGAAUUGGGAGAGAGUGAACAUGAGAGAGCCUCAUCCACCAGCAUUCAAACAGCAGCCUGGAAGACCUAAACAGAAGAAGAGGAAGCUAGAACCUGGGGAGGGAACAUCUAGAACUGCAGGAAGGCCUCCUUUAAAUUCACCUUGGGUAGUUGAGCAAAGGAAGAAGAGGGAGAUCAAAGCUGCUAAGAAGAGUGCAAUAGGGGCUGGUCCAAACAACAUUGGGAAUAGGACUUUUCCCCAAGAGCAACCUGGCUGUGAACCAUUGAGUAAGAGGAAAGGUUCACACAGUCAACAAGGGCAGCCACAAGCCAAGCAUCACACCACCCCCUCUUCCAGCCAACCUGAACCCAAUGCUACUGGAGUGCAGACAAGGAGGGCUAAGCUGCUGACUUCCAGACAAGGAGGGCUGACACAAUGA
Messenger RNA from Chenopodium quinoa (quinoa), 855 nucleotides. RefSeq lists its product as uncharacterized. Gene Ontology annotation, molecular function: zinc ion binding. The transcript is spliced from 3 exons. The record is from RefSeq and is a predicted model, not a curated record. The coding region runs from base 1 to 855 and encodes 284 amino acids. Lineage: Eukaryota; Viridiplantae; Streptophyta; Magnoliopsida; Caryophyllales; Amaranthaceae.